Linnemannia hyalina is the source of this 2412-nucleotide messenger RNA. NCBI's taxonomy places the organism in Eukaryota, Fungi, Mortierellomycota, Mortierellomycetes, Mortierellales, Mortierellaceae. The record is from the annotation of a GenBank genome assembly.
AUGACCUCCAUCAACGUCCUCGGUCUGCCUCCAUCCGUCAAGGACACUUUACUAAAGGCCUCGUUGGACACAGUCGAAGAUUUGCUCUUGUACACACCAGGUCUAUCCAACGAUGUCCCUUCUGCUCGGUAUAAACGUCAGCAAGUCGCCAAGGGAGCCUCCAGUGGAGGUUACGACCGCCUCAUGAACCUUACACCGAGCGAGAUUGCUUUUGCCUACGAUCAAGCAGCGGCCCACAUCUUUGAGAACAAGAUUGCAUAUGGGAGUGCUCAUGACUUGCUUCAGGACGAGAGUUGGUUGUCUCUUGGCGACCCUGUGCUCGACGCUGCUGUUGGAGGCAAGGGUAUAAUGACACGCGCAAUCACGGAGAUCGCCGGCGAGAGUGCUGUCGGCAAGACUCAGUUGUGCCUACAGCUAUGCCUGACCGUACAGCUUCCGGAAAGCAUGGGAGGCCUUGAUGGCUCGGUGGUGUGGCUGUCUACUGAAGGAAAGUUUCCCUACAAUCGAUUGGAGUCAAUGAUCAGCCAGUUUGUGGAGAAACACCGGGAUGAUGUUCCAGACAUGGAUGCGGAUAUCAUUCGCGAGAACAUCUACUACGAGUCCAUGGCGGAUCAGGAGACUCAGUUGCACAUUUUCAACUACCAGCUGCCCAUCCUUGUCCAUGACACGUAUUUGAACCAAGAAGACGACAACGGCAAGGAGAAAAGCCAGGAAGAGGAGCUGCCUUCAGCAUCACGAAAGAAGCCCCUCAAGUUGAUCAUCAUCGACUCUAUCACCAACAACUUUCGGAGCGAACUGACCGUCGGGAGCUCUGCCCCGGAUCAGACCGGGAACCAAGGAUCGAAGGCAGGAUUUCGGUCAAGUAUUCUCCAGAGGAGCGCCGAUAUCUGUGAGAUUGGUCUCCGAUUACGGACCUUGGCGGAUCAAUAUGGAUUGGCGGUCAUAUGUGUAAACCAAGUGACGGACGUGAUCGCAGCCGAUUCAACAUUUCAUCCACCACCACUACCGUUUCGCCCACCACUGCAGACACGCGAUUUACCACCAGCUUUCCACGACACUGGUAAGAUGAAGAAACCAGCGUUAGGCUUGGUGUGGGAGAACACCAUCAAUGCUCGCCUGGUUCUUCAGCGAACUAGACUACCGGACCCUUAUGAGACGGAUGGAUACGCCCAGUCAGUAUCACGGGAACCACCUCGAGCAAGGGCCGGUCCGAACGAUCGCUUCUACUCGACUGGAGCGAUGAACGGCAUGAACAACAACCAGCUCGCCAUGCAGCUCCAGCAGCAGCAACUCCAUCAGCAGCAACAGCAACAGCAACAGCAACAACAGCAACAACAACAGCAACAACAACAGCAGCAGCAGCAGCAGCAGCAACAAGCCCAGGCUCAAGUUCAAGCCCAAGCUCAAGCUCAGGCCCAGGCCCAGGCACAAGUCCAGGCUCAACAGCAACAGCACCAGCAAGCCCAGCAACAGCAAGCCCAACAGCAAGCCCAACAGCAAGCCCAACAGCAGCAACAGCAGCAGCAGCAGCAGCAGCAGCAGCAGCAGCAGCAGCAGCAGCAGCAGCAGCAGUAUCGCCUGUCAAGCAUCGAGGAUGAAAAAAUCUAUCACCUCAUCCUCGAACUCACCCAUCCCGUCAACCGCGAGCAGGCCCUCUUGGAGUUGAGCAAGAAACGCGAACAGUUUGAAGAGCUGGCAUUGGUUCUCUGGCACUCUUAUGGUGUUAUGUCUGCCCUUCUCCAGGAAAUCGUGUCCGUCUACCCUUUGUUGGCGCCUUCUGGAUUGACUGCCCAUGCCUCCAACCGUGUCUGCAACGCUUUGGCGCUCUUGCAAUGCGUUGCCAGUCAUCCCGAGACCAGAGGAAUGUUCCUCAAUGCCCACAUUCCCUUGUUCUUGUACCCUUUCCUCAACACGACAAGUAAGACUAGACCGUUCGAAUACCUUCGCCUGACUAGCUUGGGUGUCAUUGGAGCUCUUGUCAAGAAUGAUAAUACUGAGGUCAUUACGUUCCUCCUCUCGACUGAAAUCAUCCCCCUGUGCCUUCGCAUCAUGGAGACUGGAAGUGAGCUCUCAAAAACAGUUGCCAUCUUCAUUGUCCAGAGAAUUCUUCUGGAUGAUAUGGGACUCGCGUACAUCUGUCAGACAUACGAGCGAUUCUAUGCAGUCGGAACCGUCUUGAGCAACAUGGUGCACCAGUUGGUCGAUACCCUUGCCGUCCGUUUGUUGAAGCACGUUGUCAAGUGCUACCUCCGUCUCUCGGACAACCCCAGGGCUCGCGAAGCCUUGCGCCAGUGCCUUCCUGAACCAUUGAGGGACGCGACUUUUGCCCAGGCAUUGAAGGACGAUAUCAACACCAAGCGAUGCCUGUCCCAGCUUAUCUUCAACCUGUCCGACAACGGUCCCGCCAACUGA